AUGAUCGCAACUCCCCUAAUCGUCGUGUUCUUCGUCUUCGCUGUGCAAGCAACGUUUACCUUUGCCAACCCAUGGAGUAUCGUGAAUGAAGAAAAUGAUGUUAUGAUGGCCAAUCCGUUAGGAUCACCAUCUGCCAGAGGUUCCGCCAUAAUCCGCAAGCCUAAGACCAAGUACCGGGUCAUAAAACACCGCCCUGUUUAUGCUGCAGCAGCUCCUCGCUCUCGCUCCCUCAAACGCACCUCGCACAUAAUUAACAACAAAGAUUUGGUCGAAGGAAUGGCAUGAAAGAAAUCACUCCCUACAGGACUGCUCCAAAUGGAGUGAGCUUGAUUUAUAUGCAGUGUGCUUUGAGAAGUAAAGUAUUCAAU
Molecule: messenger RNA, 368 nt
Organism: Cylicocyclus nassatus
Lineage: Eukaryota; Metazoa; Nematoda; Chromadorea; Rhabditida; Strongylidae
Source: the annotation of a GenBank genome assembly